AUGCACCGUACCAUCAUCUUGAGACGUGACUACUUGCACUACAUCCCCAAGUACAACCGUUACGAGAAGAGACACAAGAACCUCGCUGCCCACGUCUCCCCUGCUUUCCGUGUCAACGAGGGUGAUGUCGUCACCGUUGGUCAAUGUCGUCCCAUCUCCAAGACCGUCAGAUUCAACGUCCUUAGAGUCGCUCCUGCUGCCGGUUCUGGUAAGAAGCAAUUCUCCAAGUUCUAA
Sugiyamaella lignohabitans is the source of this 234-nucleotide messenger RNA. It is a transcript of the gene RPS11A, whose product is annotated as ribosomal 40S subunit protein S11A. The record is from RefSeq and is a predicted model, not a curated record. Gene Ontology annotation, biological process: translation. Gene Ontology annotation, cellular component: cytosolic small ribosomal subunit; ribosome. Gene Ontology annotation, molecular function: structural constituent of ribosome. Bases 1 to 234 code for a protein of 77 amino acids. NCBI's taxonomy places the organism in Eukaryota, Fungi, Ascomycota, Dipodascomycetes, Dipodascales, Trichomonascaceae. The transcript has a single exon.